This is a messenger RNA of Psammomys obesus (fat sand rat), 846 nucleotides long. RefSeq names its product SCAN domain containing 1 (gene Scand1). The transcript is spliced from 2 exons. Lineage: Eukaryota; Metazoa; Chordata; Mammalia; Rodentia; Muridae. The record is from RefSeq and is a predicted model, not a curated record. The coding region runs from base 355 to 780 and encodes 141 amino acids.
UCCUCCUCCUCCUCAGCCUCUUCCUUCUCGGCCUCUUCACUCGCCGAGCUGGAAUCAGAUUCCGACUCCGAUCCCGUCUCCCAGAACACCUCGUUGUCUACCUCCCCACUCUGCAGCAGCUCCAGGAGGAAGGGUUUCUUAAGGAAGCUGCCGGUCGGACUCUCCGGAGGGCUUAAAUGUAGAGGUAACAAGACCCUCCUCCGGCCACACUUCCCGCGACAGAGAGAGGGCGCGGCUUCCGGGCUCCCGGGGAACGAAGUGUCACCCAUUUCCGGCUGCCGGGGAGCUUCGCCGGUGGAGACGUGCAGCCGGCCCGCGGUUGCGGGACAAAGGGUGACGCCGCGAGCCGUAGUCAUGGCGGCGCCGGAGCCCAGCCUGGAUGAGCGGAACGCCGAGGAGCCGCCCGAGCGGGAGGAGGCGGGCGGCUGUGCGGAACCCGAGCCCGACCACGCGAGCCGCUCGGCCCCGGAGCUCCCCGGCGCGCCGGUCGCCCUGAACGCGGCGCCGCGGGCCGAGGCCGCCCCGAGGCCCGGCCCCUCUCGGCCGGGCCCCGAGACCUUUCGCCAGCGCUUCCGGCAGUUCCGCUACCAGGACGCGGCGGGGCCCCGGGAAGCCUUCCGGCAGCUGCGGGAGCUGUCCCGCCAGUGGCUGCGGCCCGACAUCCGCACCAAGGAGCAGAUCGUGGAGAUGUUGGUGCAGGAGCAGCUGCAGGCCAUCCUGCCCGAGGCGGCCCGGGCUCGGCGGCUGCGGCGCCGCGCGGACGUGCGCAUCACUGGCUGAGCGGCGGAGCGCGGGCCUCCCUGGACUGAUACCCAGCCCCGAGUUAAUGAAAGUUGAAUUUGGUCA